UCGAAUGAGACCGUGUGGGGGUCGAAUAUAAACAUUUGAUCGUACGAGUGGAAGAAUCCUGCGUUGAUGCUGUUGGAUAACGAUGGGGAGCAAAGGACGACCGAGUGACUAUGGCUGGCUCGCUUUUCGUCUGUGUUUACUGGGAUUUUUUGGAGAGCAGGCAUUGGGUGAAUUGAGAUACUCUAUUCCGGAGGAGGUGAAAGAAGGAACCGUUGUCGGGAAUGUCGCCAAGGAUCUAGGUCUGGACAGAACGUCUCUGGCUGAUCGACGUGUCCGUGUUGUUUCUGGUUCUAAGGAGACGUUCUUUGAGGUAAACCCGGACAGCGGGGCUUUACAGGUCCGGAGCAAAAUCGACAGGGAGGAGCUCUGUCACGGCAGUGGUGCCUGUGUUAUGGAGCUAAAGAUUCUUGUCGAAAAUCCUCUGGAAAUGCACCAUGUCGUUAUUGAAAUCACUGAUGUGAAUGAUCACGCUCCCAGUUUUUCAGAAAAGGCCCAGACAUUUGAAAUAGGAGAGCAAUCGUCUCCGGGAACGAGAUUCGAACUGCACGCGGCUCGUGAUCCCGAUGCUGGAAUAAAUUCCAUCCGCACAUACACAUUAACGCCAAACGAUCACUUUGAAAUAGAUAUUAGUAAUAGCGAUGAAGAUAAAAUACCAUUUUUAGUGCUGAAGAAGGCAUUAGACAGAGAACAAAAGAAUAAACACGUGUUAAUUGUUACUGCAGUUGACGGAGGUAAACCUCCGAGAUCAGGCACACUGAAUGUUUCCAUUAUCGUUCUAGACAGUAAUGAUAAUCGUCCAAUGUUCAGUCAGGAGACUUAUCAAACAGAAAUAUAUGAAAAUGCUCAAAUUGGCGCUGCUGUUACAAAAGUAAAUGCAACGGAUCCAGACGAAGGUAGUAACGGAGAAAUCGAGUACAGCUUCAGCAAAACAAUGGCACGUAAAAUCUACGAGAUAUUUGAACUGAACAGUUUAAGUGGACAAAUUAAAUUGAAAGGGCCGUUGGAUUUUGAAGAUUCGGAAAUUUAUAAACUGGAAGUCCAGGCAUCAGAUAAAGGGCAACCUCCAUUAACAGGGAGAUGUAGAGUUAUUGUAAAGAUUAAAGAUGUCAACGAUAAUCCGCCAGAAAUAGAAGUGACAUCCCUUUCAAAUACAGUGACUGAAGAUUCAAAACCUGGAACAGUUAUUUCACUUAUCAGCGUGACGGAUAAAGACUCAGGUGUAAAUGGAAAAGUUAUUUUGCGCAUAAACGACGGCGUGCCUUUCGAGUUAAAACCCUCCUAUAAGGAGAAUAUUUAUUCAGUUGUUACUAAAGCAUUAUUAGAUCGAGAGCAGGUGCCACAGUUUGAAAUAAUUAUUAAAGCCAAUGAUUGUGGCGAACCUCCCUUAUCGACAUUUAAAACUUUAAACAUUCAGAUAUCAGACGUAAAUGACAACAGUCCACAUUUCAACCAAAGUCCAUUACAGUUUUACCUGUCAGAAAAUAAUGUUGCUGGAGCGGCAGUAUUCUCUGUGAGCGCAAUUGACAGUGACAUUAAUGAAAAUGCGGCUAUUUCAUAUCAUAUUGCGAGAGGAGGGAGUGGAAAUGACGUGACGUCAUCUUUCCUAAAUAUAAAUUCCGAUAAUGGGCAAAUUUCGGCGCUAAAAAGUUUUGACUUUGAAACAGUGAAAACUUUCCAAUUCCACGUUGUUGCGUCAGAUUCUGGAACUCCGUCCCUCAGCAGCAACGUCACAGUGAACGUGUUCAUUCUGGAUCAGAACGACAACGCUCCAGUCAUCCUGUAUCCAAUCAGCUCCAACGGUUCUGCUGAAGGUGUGGAGGAGAUUCCCCGCAAUGUGAACGCAGGACACUUGGUGACUAAAGUCAGAGCCUAUGACGCUGAUAUAGGAUAUAACGGCUGGUUACUGUUUUCACUGCAGGAAGUUACUGACCACAGUCUCUUUGGUUUGGACCGCUAUACAGGACAGAUCAGAACACUUCGCUCAUUCACAGAGACAGACGAGGCUGAGCACAAACUGAUCAUACUGGUCAAAGACAAUGGGAACGUGUCCCUCUCAGCAACAGCUACUGUCAUCGUCAAAGUCGUGGAGCCCAAAGAAGCUUUUGCAGCUUCUGAUGUGAAAAGCUCAUCAAAAGCAGAGGAGGACAGUAACGUGACUUUUUACCUGAUGAUAACUGUGGGCUCAGUUUCAGCUCUUUUUCUCGUCAGUAUCAUCGUGCUGAUUUCAAUGCAGUGCUCAAAGUCCACAGACUACACUUCAAAAUAUCUACCAGAGCCUAAUUAUGAUGGGACACUAUGUCACAGCAUCCAGUACAGAUCUGGAGACAAACGCUACAUGUUAGUUGGACCCAGGAUGAGUAUAGGAUCUACUAUAGCCCCAGGAAGCCAUGCCAACACACUAAUGCUGCCGGAAAGGAGGGGGAUGUCUGGAGAGGUAAGCUGGAUGACUUUUGCUUGA
Messenger RNA from Pleuronectes platessa (European plaice), 2458 nucleotides. Its product is annotated as protocadherin gamma-A3-like. Gene Ontology annotation, cellular component: plasma membrane. Gene Ontology annotation, biological process: homophilic cell-cell adhesion. Bases 83 to 2458 code for a protein of 791 amino acids. The record is from RefSeq and is a predicted model, not a curated record. Gene Ontology annotation, molecular function: calcium ion binding. The transcript has a single exon. Lineage: Eukaryota; Metazoa; Chordata; Actinopteri; Pleuronectiformes; Pleuronectidae.